UGCUGGUGAGGAAGCUAGUUGCGUACGGCCGCCCCUACUUCUCCUCCGCUGCUUCUAGAUGCAUAUAGUUCGGAGCGAAAACCGCAGGGCGGCGCUAGCUUACGACUGCAUAUCGCACGGCACGCUUUCGCCUUUGCUCAUUGGCAAUCUCUCCUCUAAUCUCUGGUCACGGCCACGGCGUUUCGUUUUAUGUACUCUAACCUCCAUAAUUUGUAUGUAUGAUAUUGAAUAUGAUUGUAUGAAAAAUACGUGCGAACAAAGGUUGAAAAAUAUGGCGAGUUUCAAAAAAACAAAUACAAAAUUAUUUCUGAAAGCGACACCAGAUUUAACGAUCGACAAUUUCUUCUGGAAAAAUCAUAAUGCAUCAGUUGUGGUAAAAGAAUUCGGACCGAUCGACUAUAUUGAUUUUUCUCCCAUAGAACCAUAUCAUUUUGCUGUAACAUGCUCUUGUCGAAUUCAAAUCUAUAACCCUAUAACUAAGUUAGUAACUAAAAAUCUGAAUAAAUUUAAGGAGCAUGCUUAUGGUGGUACAUUUCGUAAAGAUGGAAGAUUAAUUUGUGCGGGCGGAAAGGAGCAUAAUGUCAAAUUAUUUGACGUGGCUACAAAAAGCCCUUUAAGAAUAUUCAAUGUUCAUAGUGCACCGGUCCACAGGACGUUUUUUACUAUUGAUGGGACACACAUAAUUUCGUUUUCAGAUGAUAAAACAACAUCACUUUUGGAUAUACCCAGCGAAAAAAAAGUGGUUUGUUUUAAAGAACAUAAUGAUUAUGUACGAGCGGGUAGUGUUAGUCCUAUAUCCUCUGAUAUUUAUAUAUCAGGAGGUUAUGAUAAAAUUGUCAAUAUGUAUGAUACAAGAACUAAUAAAAAAGUAUUGAGUGUUAAUCAUGAUGCACCUAUUGAAAGCGUCAUUUUUCUACCAAGUGGAGGAGUAUUUUUAUCAGCUGGUGGAACGGAAAUUCGAGUGUGGGACUGUUUUGCUAAUGGUCGUCUAUUAGCUAAAAUAUCUCAACAUCACAAGACAAUUACUUGUCUACAGAUUGCAUGCAAUGGACGCAGAAUAUUAUCUGGCUCGUUAGAUAAACAUGUUCGAAUUUAUGACUCUGGAACAUAUAAAACGUUACAUACUUUUGAUUAUCCCAAUGAGAUUCUUAGCAUAGGCAUUAGUGCUGAUGAUGAAACGUUAGUGACUGGAAUGACUAAUGGCAUGAUUUCGAUUAAGCAACAAGACACUAAAGGGAAAUUUGUAGAUUAUAAUAAAAUAUCUUUUCAAUAUGCAUGUGAUAAUUUACAUUUACCAAAUAUAGACACUCACGUACACGAGUCGGCAAAAGAAGUAAUGGGAAAACACGAUGCAUGUUUAAGAAAAUUCCAGUAUUCAAAAGCUCUUGAUCACGUCAUGAUAAAUUACAUAGUUAAUAAGUGUCCACAUAUAACAGUAGCUCUUUUCCAAGAGUUAGUUCGGCGGCAAGGUAUUGUUCAAGCACUCUCUGGACGUGACGGAAAAUUCCUAAUUAAUAUUUUGAAAUUUAUCAUUCGAAACAUUGGAAACAUUCGAUUUGGAAGAGUAUUACUAGAAAUAGCAAACAUCUUAAUGGAAAUCUAUGACGAUAAACUUGAAGAAUUGAAUUUAGAGGUACAAUUAACAUUUCGGCUAUUAGCAAGAAAAUUAGAGGAAGAAGAAGAUUUAAUAAAAUAUUUAACAGAGUUACAAGGUACUCUUGAAAUGAUUCUAUCAUCGUCAGAAACAACAAUUAUCAAUACGCGAUCCGACGAUUUAACACCAUCAGCGACUGCACAAAAAAAUUUGAUACUAAAUAUAUAAUAAUAAAAUUUUGAUAGUUGUACAUACUUUUUUAUUUAAUAAUUA
Nasonia vitripennis (jewel wasp) is the source of this 1867-nucleotide messenger RNA. RefSeq names its product U3 small nucleolar RNA-associated protein 15 homolog. The transcript has 5 exons. Gene Ontology annotation, biological process: rRNA processing; positive regulation of transcription by RNA polymerase I. Gene Ontology annotation, molecular function: protein binding. Lineage: Eukaryota; Metazoa; Arthropoda; Insecta; Hymenoptera; Pteromalidae. The record is from RefSeq and is a predicted model, not a curated record. Gene Ontology annotation, cellular component: nucleolus. Bases 59 to 1822 code for a protein of 587 amino acids.